AAUUGAUAUUUUUUUGGCUAAUUUGGCUGUACUUAUCGAUAUAGAUCAACAUAUUCAAUUUAUAUCAAACCGUUAGGACGCACUAAUUUAACGUAAACAUUUACUUUGGACGCUAUUAAUAAUUUGUUUUUUUAAUAUUUAAAUAUUUAAAUUCAAUAUUAAUUACAUAUUUUAUUAUUAUUCAAUAAUACCAAAUCAUUAAUAAACAAUGGAAAACGAAAAAAUAAAGGAUAAUGAAAUAUCCUUAAGCCAAAAUGGAAAUGAUAAUUUGAUAGAGACAUUAAUUGUGGUACAGCAACAGCUCGUAUCAACAAUUGAAAAUCUUUCAGAGUAUGUUUUCGAUUCAUCAAUCGAUAGAGCCAUUGAAAAAGUACGAAUGGGAUUCAAGCUUGUUCAUGAUAGCAUUCAUUCUCUGAUAAAAGACUUUUAUCAACUACAAAAAGAAAAAGAUCAAAGAAUUGCCAUGUUAGAAUUAGAAUAUGGCAAAACAUUUGCUGCAUUAGAAAAGGAAUCAAAGAAACGUGAAUUAUUAGAGGAAGAAAAAGAAUCAUUGAUAAAUCUAGACGAACAAAAUGUAAAUUUACGCGCCAAUUUAGGAGCAGUUACUGGUAAUUUAUUAUGGAAGUCAUCAAAAUACCCUCAAAUAGUGAAUACUUGGCUCACAGAACAUCAAUCCAUUGUGAGCAAUUUUUUAUUUAUUGCUGUUGGAACUGUUCGUUCCUUUAUCGAAACAUUUCAACCAUCUUUUCCAUCUAUAAAUAAUAAUGAAACUCAAUUUGUCGUGGCAAUUUUGGGAAUUAUAACAAAUAUAUCAGCAACACCUGGAGGAAGGCAGUUUCUUGUUGAUCAUACCGAGGGGAAAACAUUGAUAGCAUAUUUAGUUGAAUUUUUGCCAACGAUGAUUGGAGAUACUGGAAAUGUUAUGAAAAAAUUAAUGCUGAAAAUUUUAUUCAAUAUAAGCAUGAAUUGUGAAGGCUUUUCAUAUCUCUUUCAACUCAACAUUGAAGAAUCAAUUGUACAUUGUUUUGAAGACUGUACACCUGUAGAAAUAUUAACACUAGUGCUUCAACUUCUUCAGUCUCUUACAUACAAUUUACUAGAUCCUCAAAUUCUCCAGCGUCUUCUAGAGAAGCUACCAAUGGAUAAAAUCAAAACUUUAUCUGCAUCGGAAGAUCAGGAUAUCAGAUCAGAUAUUGCUAUAAAAGCUCAGGAAGUGUUGAUCAAUUUGAAUAAUGAUCAAGCUGAUGCUGAUACGUUGAGUAAUUUUUCCAAACUUUCCAAUAAUUCCAACUAACUGAUCAAGUGUAAAUAAUAGAAUAAAUACUUUUCUACGUGCUUUUACUGGAA
This is a messenger RNA of Chelonus insularis, 1347 nucleotides long. Its product is annotated as heat shock factor 2-binding protein-like. NCBI's taxonomy places the organism in Eukaryota, Metazoa, Arthropoda, Insecta, Hymenoptera, Braconidae. The coding region runs from base 209 to 1294 and encodes 361 amino acids. The record is from RefSeq and is a predicted model, not a curated record. Gene Ontology annotation, cellular component: cytosol. The transcript is spliced from 5 exons.